Closterium sp. Naga37s-1 is the source of this 2676-nucleotide messenger RNA. NCBI's taxonomy places the organism in Eukaryota, Viridiplantae, Streptophyta, Zygnematophyceae, Desmidiales, Closteriaceae. The record is from the annotation of a GenBank genome assembly.
AUGGCUGGAGAGACACGGAGGGGGAUAGCAUUAUGCAACAGUCGUGAUCUCUAUCUAUUGCCCUCGCUCUCCCGCGUGCCCUCGCACUCCCUCUUGCCCUCGCACUCCCUCUCGCCCUCGCACUCCCUCUUGCCCUCGCAUUCCCUCUUGCCCUCGCACUCCCUCUUGCCCUCGCACUCCCUCUUGCCCUCGCACUCCCUCUUGCCCUCGCACUCCCUCUUGCCCUCGCACUCCCUCUUGCCCUCGCACUCCCUCUUGCCCUCGCACUCCCUCUUGCCCUCGCACUCCCUCUUGCCCUCGCACUCCCUCUUGCCCUCGCACUCCCUCUUGCCCUCGCACUCCCUCUUGCCCUCGCACUCCCUCUUGCCCUCGCACUCCCUCUUGCCCUCGCACUCCCUCUUGCCCUCGCACUCCCUCUUGCCCUCGCACUCCCUCUUGCCCUCGCACUCCCUCUUGCCCUCGCACUCCCUCUUGCCCUCGCACUCCCUCUUGCCCUCGCACUCCCUCUUGCCCUCGCACUCCCUCUUGCCCUCGCACUCCCUCUUGCCCUCGCACUCCCUCUUGCCCUCGCACUCCCUCUUGCCCUCGCACUCCCUCUUGCCCUCGCACUCCCUCUUGCCCUCGCACUCCCUCUUGCCCUCGCACUCCCUCGUGCCCUCGCACUCCCUCGUGCCCUCGCACUCCCUCUUGCCCUCGCACUCCCUCUUGCCCUCGCACUCCCUCGUGCCCUCGCACUCCCUCUUGCCCUCGCACUCCCUCUUUCCCUCGCACUCCCUCUUGCCCUCGCACUCCCUCUUGCCCUCGCACUCCCUCUUGCCCUCGCACUCCCUCUUGCCCUCGCACUCCCUCUUGCCCUCGCACUCCCUCUUGCCCUCGCACUCCCUCGUGCCCUCGCACUCCCUCUUGCCCUCGCACUCCCUCUUGCCCUCGCACUCCCUCUUGCCCUCGCACUCCCUCUUGCCCUCGCACUCCCUCUUGCCCUCGCACUCCCUCUUGCCCUCGCACUCCCUCUUGCCCUCGCACUCCCUCUUGCCCUCGCACUCCCUCUCGCCCUCGCACUCCCUCUUGCCCUCGCACUCCCUCUUGCCCUCGCACUCCCUCGUGCCCUCGCACUCCCUCUUGCCCUCGCACUCCCUCGUGCCCUCGCACUCCCUCGUGCCCUCGCACUCCCUCUUGCCCUCGCACUCCCUCGUGCCCUCGCACUCCCUCGUGCCCUCGCACUCCCUCGUGCCCUCGCACUCCCUCGUGCCCUCGCACUCCCUCUUGCCCUCGCACUCCCUCGUGCCCUCGCACUCCCUCUUGCCCUCGCACUCCCUCUUGCCCUCGCACUCCCUCUUGCCCUCGCACUCCCUCUUGCCCUCGCACUCCCUCUUGCCCUCGCACUCCCUCGUGCCCUCGCACUCCCUCUUGCCCUCGCACUCCCUCGUGCCCUCGCACUCCCUCGUGCCCUCGCACUCCCUCUUGCCCUCGCACUCCCUCGUGCCCUCGCACUCCCUCGUGCCCUCGCACUCCCUCGUGCCCUCGCACUCCCUCGUGCCCUCGCACUCCCUCUUGCCCUCGCACUCCCUCGUGCCCUCGCACUCCCUCUUGCCCUCGCACUCCCUCGUGCCCUCGCACUCCCUCGUGCCCUCGCACUCCCUCUUGCCCUCGCACUCCCUCUUGCCCUCGCACUCCCUCGUGCCCUCGCACUCCCUCUUGCCCUCGCUCUCCCUCUUGCCCUCGCACUCCCUCGUGCCCUCGCACUCCCUCUUGCCCUCGCACUCCCUCGUGCCCUCGCACUCCCUCGUGCCCUCGCACUCCCUCUUGCCCUCGCACUCCCUCGUGCCCUCGCACUCCCUCGUGCCCUCGCACUCCCUCGUGCCCUCGCACUCCCUCGUGCCCUCGCACUCCCUCGUGCCCUCGCACUCCCUCGUGCCCUCGCACUCCCUCUUGCCCUCGCACUCCCUCGUGCCCUCGCACUCCCUCGUGCCCUCGCACUCCCUCUUGCCCUCGCACUCCCUCUUGCCCUCGCACUCCCUCGUGCCCUCGCUCUCCCUCUUGCCCUCGCUCUCCCUCUUGCCCUCGCACACCACUACAUCACUGGGUACCGGGAUUGGCUCCUCCAUGUCUGGGGAAGAAAAGCACGGAGGGAACUUUCUCACACACCCACGCACCCUUGGCUCACCACUGCACAUGCCCCUGGCUCACCACUGCACAUGCCCCUGGCUCACCACUGCACAUGCCCCUGGCUCACCACUGCACAUGCCCCUGGCUCACCACUGCACAUGCCCCAGGCUCACCACUGCACAUGCCCCUGGCUCACCACUGCACAUGCCCCUGGCUCACCACUGCACAUGCCCCUGGCUCACCACUGCACAUGCCCCUGGCUCACCACUGCACAUGCCCCUGGCUCACCACUGCACAUGCCCCUGGCUCACCACUGCACAUGCCCCUGGCUCACCACUGCACAUGCCCCUGGCUCACCACUGCACAUGCCCCUGGCUCACCACUGCACAUGCCCCUGGCUCACCACUGCACAUGCCCCUGGCUCACCACUGCACAUGCCCCUGGCUCACCACUGCACAUGCCCCUGGCUCACCACUGCACAUGCCCCUGGCUCACCACUGCACAUGCCCCUGGCUCACCACUGCACAUGCCCCUGGCUCACCACUGCACAUGCCUCCCCUCCGUGUGUAG